Labeo rohita (rohu) is the source of this 2090-nucleotide messenger RNA. RefSeq names its product SIX homeobox 6a (gene six6a). The record is from RefSeq and is a predicted model, not a curated record. Lineage: Eukaryota; Metazoa; Chordata; Actinopteri; Cypriniformes; Cyprinidae. Gene Ontology annotation, biological process: regulation of transcription by RNA polymerase II; eye development. Bases 1 to 738 code for a protein of 245 amino acids. Gene Ontology annotation, molecular function: RNA polymerase II cis-regulatory region sequence-specific DNA binding; DNA-binding transcription factor activity, RNA polymerase II-specific. The transcript has 2 exons. Gene Ontology annotation, cellular component: transcription regulator complex; nucleus.
AUGUUCCAGCUGCCCAUCUUGAAUUUCAGCCCCCAGCAGGUCGCGGGGGUCUGCGAGACGCUCGAGGAGAGCGGCGACGUGGAGAGGCUCGGCCGCUUCCUCUGGUCGCUCCCGGUGGCGCCGUCCGCCUGCGAAGUCCUCGGGAAGAACGAGUCUGUCCUGCGCGCGCGCGCGGUCGUGGCCUUUCACGCGGGCAACUUCCGCGAGCUCUACCACAUACUGGAGAACCACAAAUUCACCAAGGACUCACACGCGAAACUGCAAGCGCUCUGGCUCGAGGCGCACUACCAGGAGGCUGAGAAACUCCGUGGGCGUCCGUUAGGACCCGUGGACAAGUACCGCGUCCGAAAGAAGUUUCCGCUGCCUCGGACGAUAUGGGACGGCGAACAGAAAACGCACUGCUUCAAGGAGAGAACGCGGCAUCUGUUGAGAGAGUGGUACCUGCAGGACCCUUACCCGAACCCGAGCAAAAAAAGAGAGCUGGCGCAGGCGACUGGACUCACGCCCACACAAGUGGGCAACUGGUUUAAAAACCGAAGGCAGAGAGACCGGGCGGCAGCGGCCAAGAACAGGCUACAGCAGCAGGUUCUGUCCGGUGGCUCGGUCCGAUCGCUGGGGGACGAUGACACCACAGUAGACCGCCUGGGUCCCGCCUCAAGCCCAGAAGUCAGUCUCUCGAGCAAGGCCGCCACCUCCGCCAUCUCCAUCACCUCCAGCGACAGUGAAUGUGACAUCUAACGUGACAGGCUUCAAAAGAGCAAACAGGAGAACUGUAAGAGACAAUCUAACAACAACAACAAAACUUUAGUGCCUGCAACCGGCCCAGAGAGAGGCUAAAAAGAAGGAUGGAAAAAAGCGUCACACAAUUUCAUUUUCCAUUGUGAUCAACAAAAUGCGCAGUGCUUCUCACGAAGAAAGGUGGGAGUUUUGGGAAAAAAUCUUCGAUGUCUGAGGGCCGAGCCUAUUAUUGUAUGUGUGCGUGCUUUAUCAUGAAAAGACUGAAUAAUGUUUUAAUGUUCACUUGUCUUUUUUUAAUAUAUAAACGAUGUUUAUUUACUUAUUUAAAAUAUCAUCGGCCCCUAGGCCUUUUAUUUGUGUGCUUUUUUAUUAUCAUUUUUGUUGUGCGUAAUGCUGCGCGUCGUGAAAUUUCUGGAAAAAAGAUUAAAAAAAAUAAAUGAAUAAAAUCACUGUUGAACUAAGUAACGAUAGCAAAUUCACAACGGUAUUUUCUUUUUACGAUAUUUGAAAUUAAACCACGCAAUAUGUUUUAUUUCAUCUUUAGUUUUAACUUGGCUACAUACGUCUACCAGGAAGUAAACAUACGCCGUUCAAAAUGUGAACGUCAUAUGCUGAAGAACAGAUUUAGAACAGACGGGGAUCAAAUAUGUUGCAUGUUUUAGUGCCCCUCUGCGAGCUCAAUCUCUUUCACACUCGAGCAGUAAUUGGCUAAAAUGCUUCGCGUGGUGUAAUGCGCUCUGACAGCGCAGGGUCAGCGAAAGGCCGAGACGCUCUCCCGGAUGUCAACACAACCCAAGCUGUGAUCUGCUAUUUUGCUAGAAUUUUCUCUCAAAAUUGUUUAUAUUAAUUUAUUAUGGAAUUUACAAAACGGCUACAAUCUGGUGAGUUAAUACCUUGUGGUAUUAAGAUUUAGGCCUACAUUAUUCGACUAUAUAAUAAUAACAUAUUACUUAAUGUUAUUUUUCUAAACAUAUCAUUUUUUGUGAUUACUCGUUUUCAAAACCAUUUUUUUCUCCUUUGUCAAGUGUCAGAGAACGAAAUAAAGAAAGGAGGAAAUGUAUUAGGUUUUAUCCUUCCAUUUCUGUAUUAUUAUGUAGAUGAAUAACAGGCUAUGUUUGUAAAUAUUUCAUAAUAUUUUAAAAGCACGGCCACGCUAUUCUUAACGCUGAAAUCUACUUAAGGCGUUUAUGUCGCAAAUGAGUGAAGGAGCAGGCGCAAAAACACAGCGCCUCUGUUUCCCAACUGCCUGAAGGGUUCACGGCGCGCACCUGGGUUUAACCCGCGCCAUUCAUUGACGCUCCCAAUAAAAAGCACAAGCUGUAUUUUUCAAUCUUCAUUCAGUCUGAACAACG